Messenger RNA from Propithecus coquereli (Coquerel's sifaka), 1541 nucleotides. RefSeq names its product zinc finger protein 283 (gene ZNF283). The transcript has a single exon. Bases 16 to 1512 code for a protein of 498 amino acids. Gene Ontology annotation, cellular component: nucleus. Gene Ontology annotation, biological process: regulation of transcription by RNA polymerase II. Lineage: Eukaryota; Metazoa; Chordata; Mammalia; Primates; Indriidae. The record is from RefSeq and is a predicted model, not a curated record. Gene Ontology annotation, molecular function: DNA-binding transcription factor activity, RNA polymerase II-specific; RNA polymerase II transcription regulatory region sequence-specific DNA binding.
GGAUAUUUCAGUCAAAUGGUAAUCAGCUAUGAAAAAACGCCCACUUAUAGAAAAAGUAAAUCUCUUACUUCACAUCAAAGAAUUCAUAAUAGAGAAAAACCUUAUGUUUGUAAGGAACGUGGGAAAGCUUGUAGUCAUGGCUCAAAACUUGUUCAACAUGAGAGAACUCAUACAGUUGAAAAACACUUUGAAUGUAAGGACUGUGGGAAGAAUUAUUUUAGUGCCUAUCAACUCACUGUGCAUGAGAGAUUUCAUACUGGUGAGAAACCCUAUGAAUGUAAGGAAUGUGGGAAGACCUUUAGUUGGGGAUCAAGUCUUGUUAAACAUAAGAGAAUCCAUACUGGUGAGAAACCCUAUGAAUGUAAAGAGUGUGGGAAGGCCUUUAGUCGUGGCUAUCACCUUACUCAACAUCAGAAAAUUCAUAUUGGUGUGAAAUCUUAUAAAUGUAAGGAAUGUGGGAAGGCCUUUUUUUGGGGUUCAAGCCUUGCUAAACAUGAGAUAAUUCAUACAGGUGAGAGACCUUAUAAAUGUAAAGAAUGUGGGAAGGCCUUCAGUCGUGGCUAUCAACUUACUCAGCAUGAGAAAAUCCAUACUGGUAAGAAACCUUAUGAAUGUAGAAUUUGUCGAAAGGCUUUUUGUUGGGGCUAUCAACUUACUAGACAUCAGUUAUUUCAUAGUGGUGAGAAACCCUAUGAAUGUAAGGAAUGUGGAAAGGCCUUUAAUUGUGGAUCUAGUCUUAUUCAACAUGAAAGAAUCCAUACUGGUGAGAAACCUUAUGAAUGUAAAGAAUGUGGAAAGGCCUUUAGUCGGGGCUAUCACCUUACUCAACAUCAGAAGAUUCAUACUGGUGAGAAACCUUUUGAAUGUAAGGAAUGUGGGAAGGCCUUCAGUUGGGGUUCAAGCCUAGUUAAACAUGAGAGAGUUCACACUGGUGAGAAAUCCUAUGAAUGUAAAGAAUGUGGGAAGGCCUUCUGUAGUGGCUAUCAACUUACUAGACAUCAGAUAUUUCAUACUGGUGAGAAACCCUAUGAAUGUAAGGAAUGUGGAAAGGCCUUUAAUUGGGGAUCAAGUCUUGUUCAACAUGAAAGAAUCCAUACUGGUGAGAAACCUUAUGAAUGUAAAGAAUGUGGAAAGGCCUUUAGUCGGGGCUAUCACCUUACUCAACAUCAGAAGGUUCAUACUGGUGAGAAACCUUUUAAAUGUAAAGAAUGUGGGAAAGCUUUUAGUUGGGGUUCAAGCCUAGUUAAACAUGAGAAAGUCCAUACUGGUGAGAAACCUUAUGAAUGUAAAGAAUGUGGGAAGGCCUUUGGUACUGGCUAUCAACUUAGCGUUCAUCACAGACUUCAUACUGGUGAGAAAAUUUAUGAAUGUAAGGAAUUUGAAAAGACCUUUACUCAUGGCUCAAACCUUGUUCAACAUGCAAGAACUUAUAAUAAUGAUAAACCCUACAAAUAUAAAGAAUGUGGGAAAGGCUUCAUAUGGACAACUUACUCAAAUGAGGCAACUUUAUGAUUGAAAGAUGUGAAAGAACACUUUUGUGU